GCCAUGCAUCAAUUAAGGGAUUCAAUGGCUCACGGACACACCACACGAACACGGUCUUAAACCCAAAAUCAGUCCAGCAAACGACGCCCCUUACCCCUCCCAACAUCCAACGAACAAAACGCCACACGUCACAGCAACCGACACAGCACAGCAACGGCAAAGGACUGAUGAGUGGCCCACUACGGCUCCUCAUUAUUCCCCAGCGACGCAUACACAUGGUCAUCUUUUCGCCUCCUAGUGGGGCUUUCCAACAGCACAUCGAUUCUAUCCUGCCCCUGCUGCUGCCCCUCUCCCCCCUCCCCCUCAGGGUCUGCAUGGGGGUGUUUGUCCGCGGCAGCGGGGGUCCGCCUGACCUUGAGAAACCCCAGCUGCAGCACCGGCCUCCGAGAAGACGAUGCUGUGGAGGACUUCCCGCUGUCGCAUUGUGGGGGGUAGGGGCAGGCGUCGUUGUUGUUGUCGUCGCUAUCGUUGCCUUCGGGUCUGUGGGACCCGUGGGCUGGCUCUUCCUCUGUCACGGGGCAGCUGAUACUGUCGCCUCUCGACUCACGAAGCUCUUGCGACAACAGGUCUUUCGUCUCUGCAGACAGACACAGCAAGGGAGGGAGACAUUUGUGACACAGCACAACAAACAAAUGUCCUCUUGCUUUGCUUCCUCUCGAUGCUCACUCACCUAGAAGCUCAUUGGUCUUUGCCGUGACGACACUCCGCCCGUCGCUUUCCUCCUCCUUAGUCUUGGUAGUGAAGGUCCGAGAGAGGCCCAUCGACCGCAUGCUCGUCACCGCCCCUCCCUCACUGUCCGCCCCAAUCGUGCGCCGCCGGCUGCUGCCCCCCUCCUUGAACGACACACCGGCGCCCUUCUUCCACCCGUGGCCGCCACUCUUGUUGGCAUGGUCUCGCUCAGAAACCGCCCCCAGCCGAGAGGCGUUCGUCGUGACGCCGGACCGCUGUGUCUCCGUAGUGGCCAUCGCCCGCAUAGCGUCCUUCAGCUUGCUCCGACGCCGCACCGUCCAGAUGGUGAGGGCAAGCGCGACAAGCACGAGCGCCAAGCCGAUGGAGGUGCCGAUGAUCAACACGGACAGGUCGCUGCCAGUGGUGUCUGUGAAAAGGCGUCCGAGGGUCAGGUCGCCCUUUGUGAUGAAGAACGGCCCAAAAGCGGCUACGGUGUCGCUGCUGAUGGGCUCGAGGGCCCUCGCUGUGGAAGUUCCUUGGCAUGGGACGCAGUCGGGCUCGUUGCACAGCCUGAUGCUGCAGAAGAGGUAGCCGUAUUGGGUGCCGGCGAAUGAGAAGGAUGGAGUGGAGAAGCGGACGGUGUGGCUUUCCUGAAAGUACACGUCAGUCGGGAUGGGCCGCUCCAGAGCACAGCCGCCCUCUAUCAUUUUCUAAGCAACAGAAUGCCACAACAUACCAGGAUCGUGUCUCCUUGCCGGCCAGGUAAAGGCCCGUGACUUACAUAGCCAAGGUUGACGGGCAGCGGGGAGCUCGCCCCCGCCCAACAGUCCACCAAAUUAACAUAUAGCUUCUCCACCAGCUCGGUGGGCAGGUUAGUGGUGUCCAGCUUGACCUCGACAUAGAACUUGCUCGACGCCUCCUGCCCCUCCUCGACAGUGAACUUCUGAGGCGGGACGACGGGCUGCAGACAUUCGUCAUCGCGACACAGCGUCAUCGACACGUCGUACGUGCUGUUGCCGGUCACUCGGAUGCGCCUGUAUCCGUUGGCGAUGGGGAUGUUGACCUGCCCGUCGCUAUUGCGCAGACACUGCCCCGUGGCGUUGAACACCGUGUCGUUGACCUGUAUAGUGCCCACCUGCCCGAUGACCUCAAACCCCUCCGGCAGAUCUGGCGCGGCUGGGCCCUCGUUGUCCGCGAGGCAGCCCUCGAAAGGGAUAGAGAGGCAGUACUCGUUCGGCUGUGUGACCCCAGGGCAUGGCGCCCCGGACGUGUCAAGCCACUCGGCAGUGCAGUUGCAGAGCACCUCGUCGAAACACAGCACCAUUGCGUCAGCCUGGCAUUCCACCGUGGCCGUCAGGAAUGAAUCAGCAGCCACGGUAAAGGGCAGGAGGGCUGCCAUGAUGAGGCAGGCGGAGGCGAGGGCCGCCUUUUUCAUGGCGUGAAAGGCCUUGCCAGUCGCGGGGAUGGCUAUAUGAAGAAAGGUCGGGGAUGAAGCCUCGUGGGGCCGAGGAAAACGGCGGAAGAAAGCAGAAAAAGAGGCCGCUUCUUUACAAAGUGUGUCGUGGAAAGGGGGGGAGGGAGAGGGUGAGGCAAUUGGGAG
This is a messenger RNA of Vitrella brassicaformis, 2269 nucleotides long. Lineage: Eukaryota; Vitrellaceae. The record is from the annotation of a GenBank genome assembly.